Messenger RNA from Megalops cyprinoides (Indo-Pacific tarpon), 2108 nucleotides. RefSeq names its product choline dehydrogenase (gene chdh). Gene Ontology annotation, molecular function: choline dehydrogenase activity; flavin adenine dinucleotide binding. The transcript is spliced from 8 exons. The record is from RefSeq and is a predicted model, not a curated record. Gene Ontology annotation, cellular component: mitochondrial inner membrane. Lineage: Eukaryota; Metazoa; Chordata; Actinopteri; Elopiformes; Megalopidae. The coding region runs from base 159 to 1961 and encodes 600 amino acids.
CUAGCUAGCAAGCUAACUGUACAAGACGUAAAAUUGGUAUUACUUGUGUGUGAUCUGUGCUAACGGUCAGUAUUUUUGUUCCCCAAAGCGUGACUUUCUGGGCAGCAGCAACUGGAGAUCCCUUGAAUGUGAAUGACAAGUUAGCUAAUUGCACCAACAUGCUCUUCACGAUACUCGCUAACAGAGUGGGCAGGCUGAACAGAGUGACUGCAUGGCAGAAGUUGUCUGCUGCUCUGAAUAAGCAAGAAUACCCGCACUUUUACGGCACUUCAGUAACACUAAAAAAGAGUCAGUCUUUUAACUAUGUCAUCGUCGGGGCUGGCUCUGCUGGGUGUGUGCUUGCCAACCGGCUAUCGGAGAAUGUGGAUGACACCGUGCUUCUCCUGGAAGCUGGCCCUAAGGACAUGGUUCUGAACAGCAUACGUCUGUCAUGGAAGAUCCACAUGCCCGCAGCACUGGUGUACAACCUUUGUGACGACAAGUACAACUGGUUUUAUCACACCAGGCCCCAGAAGCACAUGGACGGGCGGGUGAUGUAUUGGCCACGCGGUCGGGUGUGGGGCGGGUCGUCCUCCCUGAACGCCAUGGUCUACAUCCGAGGCCAUGCUGAGGACUACAAUCGCUGGCAGCGAGAGGGUGCUGUUGGCUGGGACUACGACCACUGCUUGCCAUAUUUCAGGAAGGCCCAGACACAUGAGCUGGGGGCCAACCGGUACCGAGGAGGGAGCGGGCCACUACAUGUGUCACGGGGAAAGACAAACCACCCGCUGCACCGUGCCUUCAUUGAGGCAGGUGAGCAGGCCGGGUACCCCUUCACAGAUGACAUGAACGGCUACCAGCAGGAGGGGCUUGGAUGGAUGGACAUGACCAUCCACAAAGGUAAGAGAUGGAGCACUGCCAGCGCCUACCUGCGCCCCGCUAUGUCCAGGCCCAACCUGAAGACAGAGGUCCGCUGCUUGACCACUAAGGUCCUGUUUGAGGGGACUAAAGCCGUGGGAGUGGAGUACAUACAGAACGGAGAGAAGAAGAAGGUGUACGCAGUCAAAGAGGUCAUACUUAGUGGCGGUGCCAUCAACUCACCACAGUUACUGAUGCUCUCUGGGAUCGGAAAUGGAGACGACCUCAAAAAACUGGACAUACCCGUGGUGUCACAUCUCCCAGGGGUGGGCAGUAAUCUUCAGGAUCACCUCGAGCUCUAUGUACAGCAAGAGUGCACUCAGCCUAUCACUCUCUACAAAGCCCAGCAACCUUUCCACAUGAUCAAGAUCGGCCUGGAAUGGCUUCUCAAAUACACAGGAUAUGGUGCCACCGCACACUUGGAGAGCGGGGGUUUCAUUCGGAGUUGCCCAGGGGUCACUCACCCAGACAUCCAGUUUCACUUUUUGCCUUCCCAGGUCAUAGAUCAUGGGCGGGUCAACCCAAAAAUAGAAGCCUACCAAGUUCAUGUUGGACCAAUGAGAAGCACCAGUACAGGAUGGUUAAAACUCCAGAGUAAAAAUCCCCAGGAACACCCAAUCAUUGAGCCCAACUACUUGUCCACAGAUAUGGAUGUGUGGGAGUUUAGGCAAUGCGUGAAACUCUCAAGGGAAAUCUUUGCCCAGAGGGCAUUUGAUGAGUUCCGAGGCCGGGAAGUGCAGCCCGGGAGCCAUGUCCAGUCAGACAAGGAGAUCGAUGCCUUUGUGAGACAGAAGGCAGACAGCGCAUACCACCCAUCCUGCACGUGCAAGAUGGGCCAGCCCUCAGACCCCAUGGCAGUGGUGGACCCAGAGACUCGGGUUCUAGGGGUAGAGAACCUGCGUGUGGUGGAUGCCUCCAUCAUGCCCAGCGUGGUGAGUGGGAAUCUGAAUGCCCCCACUAUCAUGAUGGCGGAGAAGGCUGCCGACAUCAUCAAGGGCCUCCCUCCUCUACGGGACCACAAUGUCCCAGUGUACCAGCCUCCAACCCUGGAGACUCAGCGAUGAGACCCAGCACAGGCCACCCACUUUGGAAACCUCUGAACUCUAAGACCAACCUAUGACCUCUACAGAUCUUAACAGGCUGUCCUUCUUGGGGAUUCAGGGAUCUGUAGACAUGCCACAAAAGGAGAAAAGGGAUCAACUAAACUAAUA